GCUGAAGUGCUCUUGGAGAUGAAUGUUGUAGUAGUCGAAGGGACAUUCUUCAAAUAGUUGCUUCUUGCUUUCAGGUCCAGCAACAUGUUUGAGGUGCCAUUGCCUCUGGAUCGAGAUGGGAUCCUCUUCCGGCUCCGCUUUACCACCCUGGCUGUCGGGACCGUGUGUUGCCCGCUGUUUGGAUUCCUUUUCUGUGUGAUCUGGUCUCUGCUGUUCCACUUCCAGGAAACGACAGCUACUCACUGCGGUGUCCCCAAUUACCUCCCCUCCAUCAGCGCCGCGAUUGGCGGCGAGACCCCUCAGCGCUACAUGUGGCGUCUCUGCAUUGGCCUCCACUCCGCACCCCGCUUCCUGGUGGCCAUCGCAUACUGGAACCAUUACCACAGCUGUCACUGCACGCACCCUCGCUACCUGCGGCUCUGCCGCAUCAACUUCGCCCUCAAUGUCCUCGAAAACGUCGCCCUCCUUUUGCUGACGUACGUGUCUUCCUCGGAAAACUAUGCAAUCCACGAAAAUUCCUUCAUCCUCUUUAUCACCUCAGCCCUGGGUCACAUGUUCCUGACUUGCAUUCUGUGGCGGAUGACUAAGAAACACACAACACAUUUCCCCUCUUCCACAGCAGCCGGUGUCACCACGCUCUGCACUUUCUGCUGUGAAACGUCCCAGGAACUUCUGGCUAGUUAUCCUCUGAUUCUGGCUGCAUUAGCGGGACUCUUUGCCAAGGCCUGUUGCAGCAUCAGGGGGAGCUGGAAGACCCCUCUGCUAUGCAUCAUUCGCCAUCUGGGUGCUGAUUCCAGCAGAUCCCCUGACCAGGAGCCCCCAGAUUGUAUCUAGCAUGUCAAUGUGAUGGAGGUAGUGCCUUGUAUCAGACACAUACAAAACCAAAACACAAGAGUUGCUCUGUGUUAACCCUGGUGUCCUGGCCAAACUGCAGUGACAUCCAGCUACUUAACUUACUCCUGCUUUUUCCAUUUGUCGUCUUAUUCCCUUACUGUUCUGCAGUGUUGCUGCGCAACUGUUCAGUAGCAACAAAACUCAGCCCCAGAGGUGGCUGCAUUUCAGUGGUGGGUGAAGGAAUUCCUAAAAGCUCUGUUUGAGUUUGCAAAGGGCUUUGAUGGAAGCUGCUCUGUACAUACAGAUCUAUAGGUAGAGAAAUUAGUGUGAGAUGAAUUUAUAGUCUUCAAAGUGCAUUUCUAGGGGCCCUUGAGCUCAGCAGAAAGGGGCAUGAUACACAGGAUCAAUCUUCCUCCAGCAUUUUUGUAGUACUCCUCACAUAGGAGUGAGCAAACGGAAGGUCGCUGUGUUCAAACCCGUAUGGCCUAGCAGAGUGGUGAACCUGUAUCAGAACCAUGGACGGGGUCUCCCAGACUCGUGGGUGUGCUAACACUCCCCAUGAUACCUUCAGCCAGCACACAGCAAGUGCAGCCCGCAGCGUUGCUGCUGGUCACUGAGAUGAGCCUGCUAUAAAUAUCCCCCUAGAAAUUCUCAGCACAGGAGCUGUAUUUGUCCUCACAUUCACCACAUGGGAACUGGGGCAGAAAGUGCAGACGCAAACCGAGCUGGAAAUAGAGCUGAAGCGUGUAGCGCUCAGGCAAAUGCCUCUAGGAUCCUGCAAUUCCUGAGCGAGGAAUGUUUCCCGGCAGAGAUCUGGGGGUCCCUCGAAAAGUUUGCCUGGAGGGAGAGAGCUGAGGAGCUCUGGGAUGGCUGAGAGGUGAAACGGGAGCAGUCCACACGGGUGCGCAGUCUCUGCCUGUUUGAAGGCCCAAAGGUUUGCUGCAGCAAGAGCAGUUGUGUGAUGGGGAUUGAGAUAACACUGGGGCCACCAGGACCCUGGCAUGGGGAGGUCGGAGUGACGUGGCGCUGGGCUUCCCGUUGUCCUGUCCAGGCUGGUGCAGAGCGGCAGGUAGCCCAGGGGCUUGGCGCUCGCUGGAAGGGAGCCGUGGGGCUGCGCUUUUCUGGGCUGGGGGGGAGGAAGCUGUCUGCUCUCCUGCUGCUGACUAGCUCCUGAGCGCAUGGGAAACACGCCUCAGCUCGAGGGGUGCAAUUGGCUGAACUAAAAAUACUCGGCUGUGGUUUCCUGGCCCAGACACGCGUUCGGUACCUACUGCCGCUGCACGAGGGCAGCUGCUCAGGACAGUGAGCUGGCAUUGUGGGGCCAGUGCCCGGCGUCUCUCCCUGCCGUCUCGCCAGGGGGAAAGUAGGAAGCUGAAAUGACUGACUGAGCAAGUUCGACUUCCUGCAGUUUUGAGCUGGCGGCCCGUGCAGCGUCCUGAGCAGCCAGCACUGUGUGCCGAGCCUUUAGGAGAGGCUGAAGCCAGCUGGGCUCUGGGCCGAGCCUUUAGGAGAGGCUGAAGCCAGCUGGGCUCUGAGCUCCUUGAUCACCACUAGCAGCAGAGUCUUCCAGGAAGAGCCUGCAGCUCCAGGAAGUGAGGGGGGCGUGCCACUGAUCCACCCAGCAGCCCUGACCUCCCACUGUCCACAUUCUGUCGCUCACUCUUCUAGACCCUCUCCCAAGCAGCAGGUCCCUGUCCGCUUCUCAAGCGAAAUCCCCGGAGGAGCGGUUCCCCCAAGGCAACGGCAUCAGAACUGCCUCUUCGGCCCUGUCUCCGUGCAGCCAGGGGGCAAUGGAGCAGGGAGGUUGUGAUCAGAGCUCAAAGCUCUCAUCUCAGACUAUAACAGACCAGCCCCCAGGAUGCUGAGCGCCUCAGGCCUGGCAGUUAUUUUACAAAGCACGGCCGGGGCAGGAUCUUAUGCGGCUCGUCAGCGUACGGGAGGUCAGGCCAACGGGAUCCAGAGACCCAAACUCCCCCAGGGCCGUAUUGCACCAUCCCUGUGUUGUCUGCGCACCUCGCGGGCAUUAGCAAAUGUGUCCUCACAAUGCCUGGGCUGCUGAUGCCGUCUUUACGAUUUCCAGUGUACCGAUGUGCGAGGCCAAGACAGACUGAGCAUGCCUGCCCUGCACGCUAAGCCAGGUUUGAGGCCAAGCCCCACGUCUGUCCGCACACGCUUCAGUCUGACUCAGGUCAGCAAGCAGUCGGGACACCAGUUACUGCUGAGGGCAUUCUGCGCCAAAACAUUAAAAAUCCUGCACCUAAAAUUUCUGCGCACAAUAUUUUAAUAUUCUGCAUAAUUCUGCACAUUUUAUUUGCAAAUAAAUGUGGAGGCUCCAGCCUGGCACUGGGGGGCACAGGCCACUGGCUGCACAGAGGUCGGAGGUCACAUUGCAGCUCCUCCCUGGGACACGGACUCAGCGGUGAGGCUGCACCCAACCCUUGCACAGUGCAAGGGCUGGGCCUGCCCCAGAAACACCCCACAGCCCUGCCCCUCUGCGCCAGGUGUGAGCAGUCAGGCUUAGCAAGGCGGGAUCCAGGUGUGGGGUGAGAGGGUUCUGUGUGGGGCAAUCUGGGUGUGGGUGGCUCAGUGGGGGAUCCGGGUGUGGGGGUGAUCUGGAUGCACAGGGGCUUGUUGGGGAGUUCUCGGUACAA
This is a messenger RNA of Gopherus flavomarginatus (Mexican gopher tortoise), 3485 nucleotides long. It is a transcript of the gene PGAP2, whose product is annotated as post-GPI attachment to proteins 2. The record is from RefSeq and is a predicted model, not a curated record. NCBI's taxonomy places the organism in Eukaryota, Metazoa, Chordata, Testudines, Testudinidae. The transcript has 4 exons. Gene Ontology annotation, biological process: GPI anchor biosynthetic process. Bases 85 to 834 code for a protein of 249 amino acids. Gene Ontology annotation, cellular component: endoplasmic reticulum membrane; Golgi membrane.